GUGUUGGAAAAACCAGUCUAGUAUUAAGAUAUUUGAAACAAGAGGUAAAUGGAACCGUUACGCCAACAAUUGGUGCAUCCUACUUCCCAUGUUCUAUAUCUAUUGGUGAUACCCUAGUGAAAUUACAAGUAUGGGAUACUGCAGGACAGGAAAGAUUCAAAUCAAUGGCGCCCUUGUUUUAUAGAAACUCAAGCGCGGCAUUGUUAGUAUUUGACUUAACACAUUAUGAUAGUUUUUUAAAUGUAAAAGAAUGGAUGUUGGAAUUGAAUCGCAACAUCGACGAUCCAGUUGUGACUUAUGUUAUUGGAAAUAAGACGGACCUUGUCGAAGAACGACAGGUAUCAAGAGAAGAAGCUGUCAAAUACAGUAAUGAGGUUGGUGCAAAGUAUUAUGAAUGUUCAGCUUUAUACAAUCAGAGAGUAGAGGAGGUUUUCCAUAAUGUAGCACUGGAAAUGAUUAAACUGUAUGGUGAACUUGCACUCACUAAGACUAUGAAUGUCUGCGAUGGGAUUAGUGUGGACAACUCGAUAGCGGCAAAUACCAUUGACUAUGGAACUGUGAUAGUGCCAGGAAGUAGUAAAGAAAAUAUUGCCCAUGGUGUGAAAGUAAAUAAUUUUUGUUGUUUUAAUUAGUUAAUAGUAAUAAAGUAUCACAAAUAGUGGAUUGAACAUU
Messenger RNA from Photinus pyralis (common eastern firefly), 672 nucleotides. RefSeq names its product ras-related protein RABF2b-like. Gene Ontology annotation, molecular function: GTPase activity; GTP binding. NCBI's taxonomy places the organism in Eukaryota, Metazoa, Arthropoda, Insecta, Coleoptera, Lampyridae. The record is from RefSeq and is a predicted model, not a curated record.